AUGUACUACAUGCUGGACCCGUUGUUCGAUACCCUCCCUUCUGCUGCGGAGAGGAUGAAGGGACGAGGGGAGUGCGUGCAAGGAAAGCUGGGAGGGGGGCGAUACGCGAUCGUAACCCUGAUAUCAAACUUCCAGAUGAAGUACAUCGAGAGUGCAGUCGUGUUGAUCAGAUCUAUUAAGUGGUUCGGAAAGCUCCCCUGUGACUUUGAGUUCAUCGUCUAUGUGCUGGACACCGUCACCAAGCAGAAGUCCUACUUGGCCCAUGCCUCGAUCCUCACAGACGCUGGCUGGAAAAUACAAGUUGUGCCUCUGAUCCCUCCGCCAGAGUAUGUGAAUAGUCAGACAUCAGAAGAGAAAUUCCUCCCGAUGUUUUCAAAGUUACACGUCUUCAAUGCCACUUCCUAUCGAGGCAUCCUGUACCUGGACUCGGACGUCAUGGUGUUGGGCCCGAUAUCAGAACUCUUCACGGACUACGUUACAAGGAUGCAGGAGAAGAAGUCAUAUCUUGCAUGGGUAAGAGAUCAACCGCAGACAGACUUCCCAGGCUACAACUGUGGUGUGAUGCUUGUUCGGCCGGAUGCAACGGUGUUCGAAUCCUUGGUGAAAGGGAGACUUGAGAUCAAGAACUACAACCACCACUGGGCAGAGCAGGGCUACAUGAAUGAGUACUUUGUCCGGCACAGAGAUGAAAUGCUGGAGCUUCCUCCCAGGUUCAACGUCCUUGCCAACAUUCCCACGGAAAACACGACGCUGUGGAAGGACUUGAAGCAAGAUGUGAGGAUAUUGCACUUCACCAUUGUGAAGCCUUUCUUCUUCUUGAGCCCGGUCGCUUGCUACGUGAAGAAGAUAAUGAGCUUCUGCUCCUCGUGGGAGUACGUCCGAGACGCAAAACCAACAUGA
Molecule: messenger RNA, 900 nt
Organism: Guillardia theta CCMP2712
Lineage: Eukaryota; Cryptophyceae; Pyrenomonadales; Geminigeraceae
Exons: 1
Coding region: 1-900 (299 amino acids)
Molecular function (GO): glycosyltransferase activity
Source: RefSeq, a predicted model, not a curated record